This is a messenger RNA of Bemisia tabaci, 16095 nucleotides long. It is a transcript of the gene gish, whose product is annotated as casein kinase I gish. The record is from RefSeq and is a predicted model, not a curated record. Gene Ontology annotation, molecular function: protein serine/threonine kinase activity; ATP binding. NCBI's taxonomy places the organism in Eukaryota, Metazoa, Arthropoda, Insecta, Hemiptera, Aleyrodidae. Gene Ontology annotation, biological process: protein phosphorylation.
AGUGGACUCCCUAAUCAACUGCUUCUCUAUUUGAUACAAUAAUGCCUCUUCGUACACAGAAACAUAGUACCGAAAUUAUCUUCACAUUUUUUUUAAGUAAAAAUACCAGCGUUUUAGUGAAUUUUUCCUGUGCUGCUCUGGAAUUCUCGUGAACGCUGCGCGUACACCUGGGCCUGUGUUCUCUCUCGGUCCUGCAAGUUUUGUCCUCAGAUAUCCAUCCGCGUUCUGAGUGUCAAGGAGUAAGAAGAAAUGUUCAUAAUUAGUCCAGAAUAUUAGAAUGGAUAUUGGCUCGUCCUCCUCGUAGCAGCACAAAUUCAUCAGUAAGGCCUCGGUUACUUGUGUAUAUCUCCGGUGAUUCAUUCGGCUUGUAGUGCGUUGUACCAUCCAAAGAUUGUGAUACUUCGGAUUCGUUCGUAUAUUUCGGUGAAGCAUGAGCCACAAUUGCUCUUGUGAUUCGGGCCCUGCGCCUAUCAAGCAGCCAUUUGCUGCAUUGUGUGAUUCUUAGCUCAAUCUCUCGUCCAUAUUUUUUCAUCAGUUCAUUAUGCUAAGAGGUGAAGCUAGGGACCGUGCCAAAGAACGACGAGAAGACACGAAAAGAUCCGGUAGAAUUCUCGCUCCAUCAAGAGGUGCCAUGCUCACCAGUGGCCAUAGUGUCACCAGUCGGCAUAGUGUCUCCAGUAGCUCAUCCGUCAUGAUGGUUGGUCCAAAUUUUCGUGUCGGCAAAAAAAUCGGUUGUGGAAAUUUUGGAGAGCUUAGACUUGGAAAAAAUUUAUACACCAAUGAACACGUAGCAAUUAAAAUGGAAUCAAUGAAAUGUAAGGCGCCCCAGCUGCAUUUGGAAUAUAGGUUUUAUAAAAUACUAGGAUCUCAUGAUGGGAUCCCAGAAGUUUAUUAUUUUGGGCCUUGUGGAAAGUACAACGCUCUUGUUAUGGAACUCUUAGGACCUAGUUUAGAAGAUCUUUUUGAUCUUUGUAAUCGGCGUUUUUCACUUAAGACUGUUCUAAUGAUUGCCACCCAGCUUUUACAUAGGAUAGAAUAUGUUCAUAGUCGACAUUUAAUUUACAGAGAUAUUAAACCUGAAAAUUUUCUUGUUGGACGAAGCACCACCAAAAAGGAUAAAAUUAUUCACAUUAUAGAUUUUGGCUUAGCUAAAGAAUAUAUAGAUUUAGAAACAAACAAACACAUACCGUAUCGAGAACAUAAAAGUCUAACUGGAACAGCUAGGUAUAUGAGCAUAAAUACUCACUUAGGAAAAGAACAAAGUAGGCGGGAUGACCUAGAAGCUCUGGGUCAUAUGUUCAUGUACUUUUUAAGAGGUUCACUUCCUUGGCAAGGGUUGAAAGCAGACACGUUGAAAGAAAGAUAUCAGAAGAUUGGUGAUACCAAGAAGAAUACGCCUAUUGAAACACUAUGUGAAGGACAUCCAGAUGAAAUGGCAACCUAUCUUCGUUAUGUAAGGAGAUUAGACUUUUUUGAAACUCCAGACUACGAAUAUUUGCGAAAAUUAUUUCACGAUUUGUAUGUUCGAUGGGGUUACACUGAUGAUGCUGAAUUCGAUUGGACAGGCAAAAUAAUGUCCACUCCUGUUGGAUCUUUGCAAACAAGCAAUGAGGUUGUUAAUUGUAGUAUUUCUCCUGAAAAAAGCAAAGAAAAAAGUAGUACUCCGCAACGGGACCGGUGGCUUGUCAACAAACAAACAGGCCAUGCAUUGGGAAAUCUCACACCUGCUGAUAGACACGGCUCUGUUCAAGUUGUUAGUUCUACUAAUGGAGAGUUGGCAAAUGAUGAUCCAACAGCAGGACACUCAAACACACCUAUCACUGCGCAAACUGAAGUGGAAAUCGUUGAUGAUACCAGUAUUUGUUACAGGUGUUGUUGCUUUUUCAAGCGGAAGAAGAAAUCAGGUCGAGCCAAAUGACUAGCUGAAGGUCAGCGUAACAAUUUGGAAAGAGAAGUAGCAACUCUUCUGCGUGCUAUGUCUCACUCAAUCUCUCGUGAUAGUGUUCUUAAUAGUAUACCUACUAUUACAUAACAUCUCGUCAAAAACUUUUUGAGCUGCUAUUGUUUUUAGCAACCUUCAUAAUUUUUAUCGGUAUUCAACUGUUGAUAGAGCUAGUCAUUGUUAUGUCACUGAUUUAACUGCCAGUCUCAACUAUCAGGAAUGAUCCUUGAUUAUAACUGAUCGUUAUUACUGCUGGUUGUCCACAACGGUUGUAUUUAUUUAAAUGAACUCUUGACUGCUGCCUUGUACUCUGCAUUAUAAGAAUUUAAGCAUUAUUAUUAAUACUGUCAAGUCAUUUUUUUUAAUUCCCCUCUUCCGAAAAUACUUUUAGGAAUAACUGAAUCUGUCAUGUGAGCUCUAAUUUACUGCAUUAAUCUAUAGCCAUCCGCUGCCCAAAAAAUACUGUGCAUUUCUAUGAGGUCUUUUUUGAACCACUUCGGAACGAUUCAUAACUAUUAUUCAUUGUCCUUCAAUAUUACAAUUACCUCUCCUUAUAUUUUCUGUCCUACUCACUUUUGUACUUGAUGAUGAUGCCUCAUCUGAAGAGGGAAGAAUUUGUGCUAUAUUUUCUAUUACAAUGAAAACUGAAGCUACUAAUCAUGUUUCAUGUCAGAGACAUGACUUUUACAGUGAAACCUUUGUACAAUGAUUUUCAGCAGACAGCCAUUUUAAGAUUGUUGUUAAAACAAAACAUGUUGAUAAACAUAGAUAAAUGUCUUACCUGUGAAUGAAACAGUAUUACACAACCUAUCAAGCAUAUCUGUGGCUAUUUUAAUGCUUACUGUUGCUUAAUCUGAUGUAUUAUCAAAGAAAAGAAGAUUAGUCAGUUCAUUGAAAAAAUUGGUGCAGAAAUUUUAAAAAUGUAUGAAAUUUUACAAGAACUCCUUGAGUGUACGCUGAACGGAGGCCCUUAGGCACAUUCUCAUGGCUACAUUGCAGGAGCAAGGAUAAAAUAGUAUCCAUGUUGACAGUGAGGCUCAGCACAGAUACACGAACAUUGGAAAAAACUAUGAAACCGUUGCCGUUUGUCAAACAAGUGUGUCCAUCUGGGCCAAGUCUAAAGCAUCCUCAUACCCUGACUUAGAGUUAUUGGAAUUGGAAGCUCCACCUGUAGUGUGCCUGUUGCUUGAGAUGAAGAGUACUACCCAUGCUUUUUUGUUACUCAUGUGCCACACUUUCGAAAACAUAACAGGGUGCUACAUGAACCUUUGAGAACCUUUCCAUCCCUCUUCAAACUUCUGAAUCACUAAACGCUGUCAUUUUGACCUUUUUUUUACUCUCAAAUCUUAAAUUUACUUGAAAGUAUCUCUUAAUAGAAUAAUUUCAAUCUUAAAUAUUUGUAUCUCCAUCAAUUUACACAGCGAGUGAGCUGAAGUCUUAAAGAGAAAAACCAUAUUGUCUCACAGGAGGAAUCUUUGCAGUGGUCUUGACUUAUAAGUAUCUUAGCAGUAACACCUUGCACAGCGUACUUUUGCCAGAUAGGUACAAAUCUUCCUAUAAGCCAUAUGCGUGUACCUGAAAAUCAUGUUUAUCACAUGUUACAGCACCCUGUUCAAUUUCUCGCAUUAUCAUGAUAAGGUUGGAAAAUAACCCAAGUUUUCUGUGAAAAAUAUUCUUAUCUUUGUUACCAGCGAAUGAAAUUGUCAUUACAUAGAAUGUAUGAACAGUAUGCUGCUUUGAUAUUGUUUUAAAAAAGAAAAUACAUUGUCAGCGUAGGAAUUUUGACAGAGCUGUCAAGAAUAUUCAUUACAUUAGAAAAGUCAUCAUAUUGAUGGUUGCUCAAUCCAGGUUUUACUGUAUAUCACUAAUACGGCAAGACCAAAUGCUCCUCCAUCUUAAUCAGGAUUUUAAUUUCUUCAGCUAAGCAAAAGUACAAAUUAUUCAAUUUCCCUAACUCUUCACCUUACACUUUUUUAUGAUUCUACUUUCUCCAGGUACUUAUUUCCUCUAUUUCUUUUCUGUUACCUCUAAUCAUCCUAUAAUUUUACUAUUAUCGUUAUUAUGACUGUCACAUGCAUUAUUCUUGUAAUUACUUUUACUUUAGCUGUAUGCAUCAUCACCUUUAUCAUCAACAGAGGCUCAUUACUAUCAUUAUAAUUAUUUUAACUCAUUAAUUUAUGAAAUGAACUCUUUUAAUGAAACUUCUGAAACUAAGAGAAAGUAUUCAAACCACCUCAUAGUCAUUCAACACACCUAUGUUCUUUGUAAUUUGAAGCUAAGAAUUAUUUCAUCGUUUUUAUAUUAUGUUAAGUUUUCUUUGGAAUGAUUUGUUAAAGACUUUGUGCUCUGCUAAUAAUCAGACAUAAUUUUGGCAUUCUCCCCCACUAUAACGGUUUUUCCGACUCCUCUCUGCGUUUUUCAGAAUUUUGCGCUCUUAAUUUCAAAGAAUUUUGGAGACCCUCAUUUGUAACUAAUAUUUCAUUUUCUUGAAAUGACACCAAAGGAAAUUAAGGUAAUUUUCAAACCUCGUUCAGAAAUUCUUUUGCCAUUAAUUUUUUUUUUUAAGAACUUGAAAUGCUCAUAACACCCAUACGUUUUAUUAAUUUACUACUGUCGUGAUUUUAAAUAAAACUUCCAACCUCGUAAAUCAAGCUCUUGCAUUUUCAGCCUAUAAUCAAUGGCCAUCAAGGUAACAUGUGGACCUCAAUCUUACAGAAACCAUUCAAAAAUUACAGCUAAUGCAACAAAUUGCUACAUGGUGAAAUUUUCAUACGUACAUCAAUGUUUACUGGUCCUUUCCUCUCUCUUCCUUUCUAUCAUUAACUUGACUGUAAAAAUUUAGCCUAAUUUCAAAGAUUGUUUUGGAUCGUUUUUGGACAGUAGAGGUCAUGUUCUUUUUCUCUUAUUUUAACUUUUUUAUAUCUUUUCCCAUCGUUGGAAAACAAUUAAUGUAUCAAAGUUAAACAACAAUAUGUUUGAAUCCAUUCCUUAACCUCGGUUUUUGUUCUCUUAUAAAGCAGUAUAUGUAUAAACAGGGGUUGUCAGGUUUUUUUGUUUUGAGAAAGUUGCGUUCAAUGCUUGCAAAACCAUGCAUUUCAAUGUGCACACAGCAAAUCGAAUUAGGUCAAGGACUUUAUCUUUUAGCAAUUCCUCCUCUAAAAAAUUAGCUCUAAAAUUUAAAUUUGAAGCAAAUAUUAAUUGAGGCACAGUGAUUUAAAAAAAAAAAAAAAAGAAACACAUCUGCCAUUUGUUAAUAGAACUUUUUUCAGGCUUACUUUUAACUACCUAACUGUAGAGUAGAAGAGGUAGAGUAAUUGUUAUGAAUCAAAUUAUAAUAAUUGGCAAGUUUUUCGAUGAUUUUCCAAGGAACAUUAAUAUUCGGUAAUCUUGUAAAAAAUAAGGAACAAAUCAUAUUGUCAGUCUUUUAUAAGAGAGGAAAGAUUGAAAAGGGUGCCAUCUCCCAAAGACGUACAUACAACAGGUCUCAUUCACUUUUUAUUACUAUUGUAAUGUAUACGAUCGUUAAAGGGAUUAAUAAGUUUCAGCAAAUUAUUCAGAUGAACAGUGAAUUCUGGCAUCCGCUGUUCUUAGAUGUAAUGCAGCUUUUAUUCCCAUUUCAAUGGAAAAUCAUCCUUGAAGUCCAAAACUUGAUACUAACACUCUUGAAGGUUUGUGGAUUUUGAAAAGAAACGUAAUCCCCAAAAAUGGCAGAUGUUUGAUAACUAUUGUUUGUACACAUCUGGCUUCUUAUACAUCUUUCCUCGCCUAUAGAGGAUUUCUGCAUCACUUUCCUUUAUGUCAUGUUAUUUAAACCAUUACCUUUACCGAAAAUGAACCUCUUUCUUCUGUAGGAAUUUCACGUUUGUUUUCAAAUGUCUAAAGAGAUAUUGAGAAAGUUCUUAUGCAAGCUUUUAAGGCCAAAUUAUCGGCCUGGUCUGACUUGGAAGGUUUUUGUCUAAAUCAAGCUUUGUUGCUUUGUAUGUAAUGCAUUUUAUAAUGUAAAAUCUAUACCAUCGAAUUUCGAUUAUUACUGCUAAGCUGCAUUGAUUUAUUAUUUUAUUGGUUUUUUGUAGAGUUGGGCCAAGCUGUGUAACUGGAACCUCGUACUGAUUUUUCAUUACCCGGAAGAUACUUGGCAACGGUAUCUGACCAUAAUGACACUAGAUCUAGAUAGUGCAUUUUAAUGCAAGAGUAAUGAGAGUUUCACUCUUUGUUGAUAUUUUUUCCUAGAAAAAUAGUGUAAUUUUUUAAAAUGGCCCAUAAUUUAGAAUAUAUUAAAUUUAAGGCAACAGCACUGAUGCUGAUUCUGAAAUUAAUUAACUUAGUGAUUGGACGUAUUUAUGCUAAAAAGAACCAAAGACAGGUCAGAAAGAAGGAAUAUAAUCGUUAGUUGAGGGUCGUAAGAAUGAAUGGGAAUUUUAAAACGCCAGUGAUGUCAGCAGUGUCGACAGAGCUUGGCAAAGACAAUGAGUUCAAUGGUUGUGCUCUGUGACUUUUGAGCCCAGUCCACAACACUCUUGUCACAUGCCCACGGCUCAUGAGGUAGCUUAUUUUGGCGCUUCGGUCCUUUUUAUUUCAUGUAAGUUCCCUCUUUUCCAUUUUGCUUCAAGUCUCUAAGUUCCUCGUAACAUAAAUACGUCCAAUUGUCAGACUUUUUUUUUAUUUAUAAUGGUUUUCUUAACGAGAUUUACGUACAAUUACAAAAUGAGUUGAUUCUUCUUGAUCUGUCCAAAAAUUUAGUUUCUAGUCUUUGAAGUAAGAUUGAAACAGCAUUUGGGGCAAGAUCCAAUCACCUCUCUUCUCAUUCAGAACUCUAUUAUGAAAAAACAGAGGUUGAAAGCAGCUCUAUUAAGACAAAACGAGAGAAAACACUAAGAAAUGACCCAAACCAUAUGUAACAAGAUGGAGAAAUGGCACUGGGUCCACAACAUUUCGCAGGGAAAACAAAGGGAAGAAGUUAGACAAAAAUCAAUAUUAGAAUACAAACCAAAAAAUUGAACAAAAAAUCGCAAGAUUGUAGGCAUGAUAAACUGUAUGUCAGAAUUUUCAGGUGAUAUUACCAAAAUUUAACCCUAGAGAUCCAGACAUACAGAAGGAGAAUCCAGAAAAUUAGAUAGAUACCUAUAGCCCAACUCUAGUUUUUAGAAACAAACAACUCUCUAUUCCUUCAGUCAUCUUUGUUACAAAGUCAUCUGUGUAGAUUGUAAAUCAUUAACAUAUUCAUUCACAUUGGAAAUUAUUUAAAGAGGGAAAUUGAUAGAUAAUGUCCUCAAAUCUUCUUUUUUUAAGUUUUUAGACUCAAUCCAAGUCAUGUUGAUCAUGAAUUUAAGUUUGUAAUUGUUUACCCCAGUCUCCCCGAAUUUCUUUCCUUUAUUCUUCACUUGCUCUGCUAUUAAUUUUUCAUUAUUUUCAUUUCAUGUUUCUUUUUAUCUUUUGCAUUUAUUAUACUUUCGUUUCUAGUGGUUGCCUUCUAAAACUAAGAAACUAUUGGAACUCUGUUUUUGUGCUUUGAUUUUCUGUUAACUUUAAAACAUAUUUAUUUCCUUCAAAACUCCCCUGCCAGAUUCUGAGCGUAAGUUUUGAUAGCCUAACAAUUUUCCCAGUGCUUUUUAUUUUUCUAAAAUUCAAAGAGGGUUAUUUCUUUUUUGUUCAAUUGUCUACAGAUAGUGCAGUGAAUGAAGCAUUUUGAUGGCCGAAAAUUAACAUACGGCUGGAUUCAGGCCCGAUUGAUUCUACACAUGAAAAGUGUUUUCAGCCAAAAGUCCCCUUGAAUCCCCUAAGUGGAUUUCACAUAGUGGUCCGAUGAAGUCGAAAAUUGGACUUAUGUAUUUUCAAUGUAGUGUAUUUUCAAUGUAAUGAAUCAUUUCCAUCGUAAUGGUUCUUUUCUGAAGUGUCAUGGUUGCCAGUUUUUACUUCAUUUUUUUACUAUUUUUAAUUAAUUCUGAGGGCCAUUCAAGUAAUGCAGAAGGCUUUUUGGACGAAUUCUUCAACCUCCAACCUUAGUAGAGCACCAUUGCAGCAAUGUUUCAAUCCCUUUUGAAUGAAGUUACUGCCCUCCUGAGCUCCUCCCCCCCCCCCAAUUUUUCGGAAAAUAACAGAAAAAGUUUGAAGAGUUGCUGAUUUUUGUUCUAUUAAAAAUUAUUAUUUUUCUUAAAAAGGGAGGCUCACGUAAGACCUGACUUGACUCCCCUCCCUGUCGUAAAACUCUGUGAGCCGAACUUAGACCCCUGUCAGUAGCUUACGUAAUACUAGAAGGGGCCGUCCAUAAAUGACAGCACCCAUUUGUUUCAAUGUUUUGACCCAACCUCCCUCCACCUAUCCAAUCAUCAUCCACUGCAACCCCCCUCCCUAAAAAUUACUUUAUCCGUAGCGUUCGCCUUACACCCUCCUUUUUGAGCGGAAAAAUGUAAUAGAUCGAUAGAAAUCAGAAGAUAUAGUCAGUAGUGUUACGAACAUUAUUAAUUCCUUUUAAUGAGUAUUAAAUGUGUGUUGUGUUCUUCCCUGCUUAUAGGGAAAAAUGCAGAAAUUUGAUAAAAAUCUAGCAAGAUUUUGUGCCUUUCUGCCUUCAUGAAAGCUUAUGUCAUCCUUGGCUUGAUGUCCUUCCUCCUCGCCACCCACCGUCAUCUACCUGGAACUUUCUCCCCCCUACUUGGGUGACAUUAUUUAUACACGGCCCCAAACGGCCCCCCAGUGCUGCCCAUUGUAGCAUGAAAAGGCCCAUGAAAAAUAUAAAUUGCUAAAAGUUUAAAUAGUUCGUUUUUAGUUUUAAUUUAGUUUAUCAUAUGCUAUUACCAGGUUCAUUUUGUAAAACGUGGGAAUCUAAUGGUAACAAGGAGCUUUUUUUCAUUGGUUGGAUCAUUAAACACUUAAACAAAUGAUAUGAUAUAAUGGCAAUCAUGAACUCAUCUUGCGUUGUCGAUGCCGAAAAUUGUUCUCAAAAAAAGAUGGGCCAAAACAGGCCAUAAGAAAUAAGAAACUGUUUUUGUAUCUUCAAGGGACAAAUAGAAUGGACAAUAACACUUUUUCUAUUUUAAUUUUGUCACCAAAUUUGUAUUUUAGUGACUUGCCAACCAAGUGAAAAUUGGGACUCAAAAUUUUAGAUACUCCUUUCACGGUAGAAUAAGAGGACGCAAGAAUCAUUUUAUCAAUAGAUAUUUUUGUUUUCCAAGGAGAGCCUAGCAGGAUUGAAAAAUAUGCUUUUAGUCAACUUUUCUGCGAUUUUCGCCUUUUUUUUUUUUUUUGAAAUUCCUGAAAAAUCGGACGCCUCCCCCCUACCCCUCCAUUUUUAAAGAUUCAUUUUUAGUAGAUUGAGAUCAUGUAAAAUUGUUUAGUUGAUAUCGUGUUUUGUGCCACUGCAGAGGCAAUAGCAAGAGAAGAGAAAAUCGCUUAAAAUUUGACAUUAACAAUGUGUCUUUAUGUGUCCUUUUUGUUGCCACUUAGAUAGUACAAAACGCGACUUUUCCCAGUUUUUACACCUCCUUUUCUUGCUAUUGUAAGUGUCUAAAAAUUGAAGGUCCGAUUUUUGCGUCCUCGCUAAGUUAUUAAAAAAAUUUGGUGAAUAUUGCUGAAAAGUCGAUGAAAAUCAUGUUUACGACCUGCUACUGGUACCUUGGAGGGACAAAAAACUCCAUAGGUAAACAUUUGUUGUACUCUCGCGAUGUCCGAUAAAUGGGAUUUUUAGGAAUAAAAAAAUCCCAUUUUUUCCAUGUUCAACAAGCUGGGCUAAGAUAAAGCGAAAAGCAAAAACUGUAGAAAUUCAAGUCAUACUGAGCAGUUCAGCCGAACUGUAUGCUUACACAUGGAGUAGAAAACCCCACAUCUAGAAAACCAGAAUUGCUCUUGAUUUAUUUUCCCCUGUCCUGAACUGUUCCCUGAAAACCGGAAGCACAUUAUCUGCGUGUUAGCUAAGUCACUUAAAGAAUUCUAUAAACUCGUGGAAAUGGGAAUCACAAUUGUGUAUUCUAGGGGCUUGUGGAGGGCACAAAAAUUAUUUUUAACUACAAUUUUCCUAGCAUGCUUCAAAGUGCUACUGAUUAGUUUCAACUCCAAAAAUGGGAGCUUUAGUCGAUUUGCACCAUUCUUAAAACGUGAGACUGAAUCCACAGCAGUGGCGUUUAUGUAAGGCCCACAGUGAUGACAAACCCAGGGCUCUGAAGAAUCAAGUCGCCUGCUGGAAUUUUUAAAGGGAAUCCCCUCAUCAAGCUAGAUAGGGGCAUUCAGUUGGGCCCAAAAAUACAGUCUGUGGGCGGGCCCAGGCUCGGUGAGUUACGCCACUUGUUACAAAAAACGCUUGAGUUUUAUACAUACUGAAGGGUGCAAUCUUAAAAGUUUACCCUCGAAAACACCUUGCAUAAGCUACUGACGAGGGGUAGGGUCUAAAUUCGGCUUAUAGGGUUUUACAAAGGGAGGGGGAGUUGAGGUCAGGUCUUAUGUGAGCCUCCCAUUUUAAGAAAAAAUAAUAAUUUUUAAUAGAACAAAAAUUAGCAACUCUUCAAACUUUUUCUGUUAUUUUCCGAAAAUUGGGGGGGGGGGGGAAUCAGGAGGGCAGUAACUUGAUUCAAAAAGGUUUGAAACAUUGUUGCGCUAGUGCUUUACAAAGGUUGGAGGUUGAAAAAGUUGUUCUAACAGCCUUCCGUAUCACUUGAAUGGCCCUCAGAAUUGAUUAGUAAAUAGUAAAAAAAUAAAGUAAAAACCGGCAAUCGCGGUGCUUCAGAAAAGAGCCAUUACGAUGGAAAUGAUUCACUUUGGUCGUCACUAGACGGGCAUAGCUGAAAAGCCCACCACUGCAAUCAUGCGCCACUUUAAAUCACUAGUUUGCAAUUUGAUACACACAAGGCCGGCCGCGCGUCAACCCGCCUCGUUUCCGCCCUUUUGUUCCUUCAAUUUUGAAGAUAAACCUGUGAUGUAUUAUCCCGAAUUAAUGCUAACAGAACGAUCUAUAACAUUUACUGAAGAGUUUUUUUUGAUGCGGGCCUUCAUGUGGACGUAAUUACAGAAAAUACCGGUAAAUUAUUCUCAAUUAUCAAGUUCUUCCUACUUUACUCACAUUCAAAUUACUUUGACAUUCAAAACUACAGCUUAUUGGAAAAGUAGACUCAAUUACCUACAUUUUUCAAAAGAAGAAAAAAAUGAGCUCUCCAAGUUUAGUUCUGGCUUUGCAGUGAAUUUUUGAAAAUAUGCAUGUCCAAUUUUUAACUUCAUCAGACCACUGUGCGUAACCCCCUUGGGGAAUUCAUAGGGACUUUUGGCUAAAGACACCUUUUCAUAUGUAGAAUCUAUCGGGCCAGAAUCCAGCCGUAUGUUAAUUUUUUGCCGGAAACGGGCCCUUUAUGCCUUCUUUUACUGAGUUAAGAAUUAAAAACUUAAGAGGAAAUAGUAGUAGUUGGAUUUAUGUCUGAUCGUAAAAGCCGUGAUCAAAUCUAAAUGUGUGGUGCUCUCUACAGUUCCUCAUCUCUUAACUUCAAGGACAUUUAAAGAAUUUUCUCAUACAUUUCAAACUACAUACCAACUCUCAUUCUUUGAGCUGCACUAUACCCAUUGCAUGUUUGAAGAAUAAAAAAAUUAAUUUAGAUGUCCCUUAGGUGAUGCAAGUAAUGAAUUUUGAGUGGAAAGCAAACAUUUCAGACUCCUAUUCCCAUGAACCGCUCAACAUCAUUGUCAGGAAUAAAAAUCGGCUUCUAGCCGAGGCAUUGUAUGAAAUUGUGCAUGACUUAUCUCCAAGUUGUUGAGGGAUCUUGCAUGACAAAGGCAUUGUAUCUUAAGUACAGGACACUAAAAAAAAACCUGUGACACUAAUUUUUCACACCAGCAAUAAUAUAAAAAAUAUACUUUAUUGCAGUGUUUUACAUUUAGAGGCACCAUGUCCAAAACAUAACUUAGAUGAGAUUGUGUUUCAGAUUCUUCCCCUGUUUACCCUGCCUCUAUUCCACAUCAAUACUAAAUUAAUAUAGAAAGUGAUGAGGUCAAGAGAAAAUGUUUUUGCAAAAGUAAGAUUUUCUGUAAAUCCUAGUCAGUAUUCUCUGACUUUUGCAUUUUAGUUUAUUUGCAUAGCCAUAGAAAAUAUGUUAGUAAUAACUUGGGUGUUUGAAUUUCCAACCGUCAGCAUUAAAUUUUGAGUUCCCUCUGUAAAAAUAAUUCUCUUGAUUAAUUUCUCUCUAAAAAUUAUUUUUUCUCUCUCGCUCUCUUCAACAGCAAGAGGUGUACUUAAAUACUGUAAGUCUCCUCACCUCAGAAAUCUGUGAUUUGUUUUACUGUAGUACAAUUUGUUUCCCUGAAAUUGGUCAAACUCUCUACUGAAUUUGAUAGCAGAAAUACUGCUAAUCUUACUACCUUGCAGAAUUGUUGAACGUUUGUCAGAAAGAAUCAGAACAUUAUCUCAAUGAUGAACGCAUACUUGAUAAUCGAGAGAAACUCUUUAUUUUUCAGGAGUUCAAUAUUUCCAACACGCCAAAAAUAUUUUCAAAUUGACUAAAUACCACCAUCCUAUCCUCUCUUUCAUUUUCCCUAUAAAUUCAAGAAUGAGCCCCCCUCCAACGAGACUCAUACAUUGAAGUCUUCUCUUUUUCUCUUUUUUUUUGGAAGCUUAAUCCUUAAUAGGCUAGGGCAGAAAAUGGCUAAAAUUUGAUGCAGCUGCAUGAAUUUAUAAAUUUUUACCAAUGCAUUUCUGCCCAAUUUUUCUCUAGUUUUCAUAAUUCCACCCUUUCUCCAAGGGCUUCCAAAUAUCGCAACCAAGUGAGGAUGGUAUAUUUUUUGAAUUGCAAGAAGGUGUUUCCCAUUAACAGCUCUGUCCUCAACGUUGCAAAAAUUAAAUGUUUUACCUCUUCAUCAUCGCUCUUCAUUUAUGAUAAAUCAGAAAUGAUGAAUGAAAAAAAUUACCAACGAUUGAAUGGAUUGCAUCAUGCAAAAGGGAACCAAAAGCAUUCCAGUGUAGCUAAAAUUAUGCAACUCUUUGAAAUAAAAUUACUGAAAUUAUGCAAAAAAUUAAACUUACUAAGGUAAUUUUAAUCUUGAAUUUAUAGUUUAUUAGAAAGAAACAUCAGACUUGUUUAGAUGAGUAGUUUCUAUUUGCAAGGUAAAAAAAGUUGCACAAUCUUAGCGACAUUGGCAUGCUCUUGGUUCCUUUUCUCAAAAUGCAAUCCAAAGGUAGUAAAUAUUUACUUCCAUGUUGCGAUUUUUUAUGAUUAAAUUUUGAAGAUGAUAGUUAACUAAGAUUUCAGUAUCACAUUUUCCCUCAUUCGUCAUUUUGUUGCUGUAUUCUUCUUUUCCUUUAUUAAUUCAUCAACUUCUCUCUUAAAUGCUGCAAGACCUAUAGGUAACGAGGACUGAAUGUUUUUAAGCAAAGGAUCCUGCACAUUCCUACGGGAAAGUGCACUACGAUCAAUUUUUAUUUUAUUCAUCGCAUACAAUUCCUCUCAAGAUGCUAAUUAAAAGUCAUCAUUGCACCAACUUUCUACAAUGCACCGUUUUCGCUCAAAGUUUUAAUUAUCUGGCAAUGAAGAGUCAAAAAGAACAAGGGAUUCAAGAACAGACCUGAUGUAAAUAAGGAAGAACGUAGCGCGUGUUUGUCUUCUUAUCUGUUCCUGCCUACUCUGGGGCUAUCUCCAUCCCGCUCUCGUCCGUUCACUGUUUUCCUCCGACUUUCCUGUUCUAAUGCUCCUCACGAAACUGAUUUGGAUGGUCAAGUGAAAAGGCGUGCGGAAUCCAAGAUAAGACUGCUGCUCGGUGCUGGAGUUUCCCUGAUUUCCUUGUUGACACACGGUCGACCGUUCUUUCGAGUGCUGAAAUAAGGAAUCUAUCCUGACUCUUUAUCGCCAAUUUAUUGAAACUUUGUGCGAAAACGGUGCAGAGUAGAAAGUUGCUGCAAUGAUGACUUUUGAUCAGCAUCUUGAGGGAAAUUGUAUGCGAUAAAAAAAUUGAAAAUCUAUCGUGGUGCACUUUCCCAUAAGGAAUAUGCGAGGUCCUUUAUGUUUUAAGGACAUGUUGUCAUCCAUCAGCCCAAGUAUCACAAGCGCCACUCUGUCAACUUUUCAGGAGACACGAAAAUCUGAUUUGCUACAGUAUAAGACGAAGUUUGGGCUUGAAAUUUGGAAUACUAAGCCAGCACAACUUACAUAUACAACACACUUACAACAGCCUUACAUUAUAAUACAAUUGCAUUUAAAAAAAAAAAAAAAAAAAAAAAAAAAAAAGACAUUCUUUGACAUUGGGUUGUGCGAAUAGUGAAUUUAGCAAACGAAGCAAAUUGCGAAUAAUGAAAUUCAAUUAUUCUCAACUACGAAAAGUAAAACAAAUGAUUUGAAAUGACGUUUUUAAGUGCGUAAAUUUUCAAAUAUUACAAAAAAGUGUGAUUAAUUUCUUAAAGAAUUUUCCAUUUGCUCAUACACCUGCACAGAAAACAAUGAAAUUUUAUAAUAGUAGCCUAGGCUGUUACGAAUGUGUUUGAAGAUCCCUGGAUACUGGCUUGAUUGUUCCUGCAGUUAUGAAUGCAAUCCCAGGAUUUGAGGGUAACUGCAUAGGCAGUCAAGCUAGUAUCUAAGGAGCGCCAGACACAUUUUUAGGAUUUUCUUUUUUGCGGUGUUAAUGAACAUUUCCUUCUUUCCAUCUUGGUUAUUUAACUUUCUAUGUGGUUCUCUUCAAGCAACCAAGACACGCAGGCCAAUCGCAAUCGCAUGUGCUGUUCGUAAACUCGUCAAAGUCGGUAAAGAUCAAAGGAGAUCCGCCGUUUCCGAUGUCUUGGAUGGAAGCCUUGCGCAGGUCCUCACACCGUUUCACGAUUGCCACUCGGAAAUUCGUUAUUUUUGACGGCGCGAAUAUUUGAAAAUUCCUUACGCCAGACGGCGCGAAUAUUCGCAAUUUGGAAUAGUGCGCGAGUCAGACGAAGCCAACAUUCGCACAGCCCUAUAAAUUGGCGCUUGUGAUACCGCGUUCUCAGGGCAUUCUGAGAACCCCUGGCGCUUGUGAUGCGGCAGCUCAUCAAAUCUGACGGAGUUUUUCUCCAUAUUUAUUCAUUUUUGAUCUAAAAAAAGUAUUAUUUUUGUAUGUAAAUGCAUCUUAUCAAUUCAAAAUCAUCCAUAACUCAAUUUCUAUAAAAGGAGCGCUUGCGAUACCUACUCCGGCUGGAAAGUGACGAAUUGCUCCCAAUCAUCCGAAGUGUUGUUGAUACUGAUAUUGUAAAAACAAUCCCAAAGAUGAGCGAUUAUUCAACUUGGCGUGUGUGAUACUUUGUUCUUAUAUGGCGCUUGUGGUAAAAAAGUUCAUCAACUUCAACGGAAUAUUUGCCAUAUUCAUUUAUUUGUAUUUUAAAAAAAAGUAUCAUGAUAAAACUCACGAGAUGCAUUUAAAUACGAAAAUAUCUCAGCUUUAAGUCAUCCCGAGGGUUGCUGUAAGAAAAAUCGUAAACAAUCAGAAAAGUGGGCGGUUGUCGAACUCGGCACUUGUGAUACGAAAAUACAUCAACUUUAAUCGAUUUUAAGUCAUAUUUCUACAUUUUUGUUCAAAGAAAAAUUAUUAUUUUCGCAUUUAAAUUCAUUUCGUUGUUUCGAAACUCUUGAUAACUCAAUUUUGGUAAAAAUGGCGCUUGUGAUACUGUGGCCGGAAGAUGACGACAUGGGCACAGAAAAUAAGAGAAAAAACUGGCGAAAAACAUUGCAUAUUUCGUAUUUUAUUAUAAAAGCACUAUGUGUAACUGUAAACUUUCUGAUAAAAGUUCGGUUAAAACAAUUGAAACAAAGUGAUUUACCUUUUGUAAUUUUUCAUCACUACUGAAAAUUGUUAGUGGUGCAAAAUAACCUAUGCAAAAUCUCAUUGUUCUUAGAAAAUUCGAUUACUGGGCAAAUUUUAUUUUACUGCAAUAAUGGUUAAUUUUGUAUCAUAUGUAGUUACUAAUUUCUUUUCUCUCACAGAAACUGUUUUAUACAUUUUUGUUCACUCGGCAUUUGUCUUUUAUUUAUUUUUCCUCUUUAUUUUAUUAUUGUUAUCAGUGUGAUACGUUACGAGUCUUGAAGAUGGAUGGGAGUUUCAAGAAAAUCAUUUUAUAGAAUUGAUUUCUCGGAUUAAUUCACAGCUUGUAUCAUUAAAAAAAUUGUAACCAAUUAUUUGUAUAUAUUGAGCUUAAGUAGAAAUAAAUCCUGUAUUUUUUACUGGAUCAAAAUUAA